Messenger RNA from Sinocyclocheilus anshuiensis, 879 nucleotides. RefSeq names its product putative monooxygenase p33MONOX. The annotation marks the transcript as partial. Gene Ontology annotation, cellular component: cytoplasm. The record is from RefSeq and is a predicted model, not a curated record. The transcript has 4 exons. NCBI's taxonomy places the organism in Eukaryota, Metazoa, Chordata, Actinopteri, Cypriniformes, Cyprinidae.
AAACCUCCAGUCCCUGUGGUGAAAGCCAAAGCCUCGUCUCUCAUGAACUCCCUCAUUAUCAAGCAGACCCAGGAGAGCAUGCAUAAGUUCGAGAAGCAAGCAGGACUGACUGAUACAGUCUACACUCCACACAAAGGCCUGAAUGCAGAGGAGACCCGCUACCAUCGUCUGGCAGAGUCAAUGCAUAAGCUUCAAAUGCAAAGCGUAGAAGCCAUAGAAGAGAAACAGCCAUCAUCUGGUCAUUCGACACCUGCUGGGACCCCUCAGUCCUCACCAAAGCAAAGACGCAGGGAAUGGUUCAGCAGUCAGGGCUCCACUGCUUCUCUGACAGGCUCUGAGAUGAGCACCAGUUCCAGCUCCAGUAUAGAUCUGGCUUCAGGUUAUGGACCUGUAGAGCGCUGGGGUGCUUUUGGACCACGUCCUCAAGUUAGCAAGUCCACAACUGACCCAGGUACAGAUCCAGCCAUAACAGGUAAACCAAACGGUGCACUUUACAUGUAGACAGUCCUUUCUUCAUAUUCUCUUUAAAUUUGAAAAUGAACCUAAUGACCCCCAGGUGUGUUAAAUAAACCUUUCCAACAGUUAAUGUAACACUCAAUUGAAUGUAACACUCAUAUCAUAUCAUUGUCCUUCUCUGUGCGAUACAAGAAUCAAUACGCUGGUGCCAAAUAUCGAUAUUUUAAUUAAUAAAAGAAGGCACUCUAAAUAGAUUUCCCUGCUGGCAGCGUCGCUACUUCAUGGCUGGAAAUGUCAACAUAAGUUAACUAGCCUAAGAUAAAGAGGGCACACUAAAAAGGAUGUCAAACAACGCCUGAUUUCUGGACUAAGUUAUCUUUCGCGUCUGAUCGUGCUAAUAUUGUCAAAACACACAAGGUUUAC